Adineta ricciae is the source of this 489-nucleotide messenger RNA. Lineage: Eukaryota; Metazoa; Rotifera; Eurotatoria; Adinetida; Adinetidae. The record is from the annotation of a GenBank genome assembly.
AUGGCAGCAGCCACAACAACAACUCGCUAUAUAUCAGUUCCCGCGUCAACGAUAAAAGUUGAUCAAGUUUUACAAUUGAAUUCGAAUGCGACUUCUCUUCAGACAAAUAUCAAUAAAGAUUUAAUGAAUACCCUCAGUCCGGGCGUGCCUGUUAAGUUUGCCGAUCAAUUUUUCAGUAUUCUUAUCAAAGAUCAAAUUAGUCGAUUACUAAAUAUUCCGCAAAUAAAACAACUGAAAUACUCGGAAGAAAAUGCUGCACGUACGCUUACAUUCGAAAUCACCGAAAUUGUCAAACGAAUCGUUGCUAAUCAUAUAAAAGAUAAUUACAAAGUGGUUAUACAAGUGUUAACCUAUCCGAAACAGAAUGAAGACAAUAUUCUAAUCAUGAGUCGAUGUUUAUGGAAUUAUCGAACUGAUGAUGUUCUUUCCGUUGAAAUCGAAACCGAUGCAUUCAAGUUUUUGAUUGUUAUUCAUGGUGUUUUAGCAUAG